AUGACCGUUUCAACCAGAUCAAUUGGAGUUGGAAUGGGUGUGGCGAUAAUGAUACAACAAGCCGGCGCUUUAGUAGGAGCCCCUAGCCCGGUACCGGACCUUUCUUCCAUAAGCGCGCAGAUACGCAAGGCCAAGGCGGAAGGGCGGACAGUGACGAUGGUGAACGGCGCGCUAUACUUUGACUAUCAACUUGUGGCUAAGAUUCCUCCGCACAUCGAUAUCCAUGUUUAG
Molecule: messenger RNA, 231 nt
Organism: Angiostrongylus costaricensis
Lineage: Eukaryota; Metazoa; Nematoda; Chromadorea; Rhabditida; Metastrongylidae
Source: the annotation of a GenBank genome assembly